UAAGAAGUAGUUGCUUGACAGGAGCAACUGGGAUAAACCAUAUGCCUUCCCAUUAUCAUAUAUCUCUCCUCGCCUUUGGAGUUCCUUAGGUUAGCAUCGAGUGACGACGUUGCUCACGCUAAUCGUUCGUGAUUCGUCAAAAGCCGCUCCUCCCGUAGGUGCUGUCACCCGAUUAGUAGGUCACGUGCAUAGAUCUCGCCUUCCGUCGCCCGUCCUCCCAUUCUCCGCUCCGCUCAAAUCCCUUCUUCUCGUCCCGUUAAAGCACCGCGUCCUCUCCGUUCCUACAGAACCUGUAUCAUCACCAUCAUACCAUCAUCCAAGAGAUGAGUAGUCGCGGCGGUAAAUUAGCCCCAGAAGUCAAUCGAGCUCUGUUCGUAAAGAACUUGAGUUACAACGUCACUCCGGAAGAGUUGUUCGACCUUUUCGGAAAAUUUGGCCCAAUUCGCCAGGUUCGACAGGGUAUCGCCAACAACACCAAGGGUACUGCCUUCGUUGUCUAUGAAGACGUAGCCGACGCCAAGCAAGCCUGCGACAAGCUCAACGGCUUCAAUUUCCAAAACCGAUACCUCGUUGUUCUAUACCACCAGCCCGACAAGAUGGCCAAGUCAAAAGAGGACCUCGAAGCCCGUCGGGAAUCUUUAGCUCAGCUCAAGCAACAGCAUGGCAUCGAUUGACAAUCCGACCGGUCUGCGGAUAGCCUGCCUAGGAACUCAAAAUCCUCAUCUGCAGGCCGGUCUUCGUCUUCUCCCAAAUCUCCUUCGCCGGAUCCGAAGACGAUCCUCCGAAAAGGCAGGACCCCAACCAAAGCAACCGCCAAGAGCCGCGCAUCCUCCCGAGUCGUCCGUUUCGAUGAUGGACUCCGACCUGCACUAACCUGUGCAUGAUGCAUCUCUAUCGCUUUUUGGAGGGGCUCUAUAACAAGAGCCUAAAUACGCAUCACCUCUGAGGUGGUUUUACUAUUGGUUCGGACUUCGCUUGACACGCAAACACCUCUCCUUCACGGUUCUGGGAAUUAGGUGCACUGGGAAAAUUUCAAGGUUGAUUCAGCAAGUGGCGAUACGACCAGUCACAAACUGCUCUUUUAAGCAUGGCCUGGGAUAGGAAAGGCCUUGAUGAUGUUGUUGCCUGUGGAUAGCUUUUGUUGCAUUUCGCGUCUCUUUGUUCCUUUUAUUUUUAUUCGAUCUGGAAGCCUUGGCCAUGAGAAGCCAAUCCCCCCUCGUUCACAGUUAUGAUCUGCCUGACGGACUCGCGACCAUACAGAUGUGACGUAGAAAUGGCCUCGACUCUCCACCUCUCUCGCUGGGGGGGUUUACGUCACGCAUUUUUAUGAAAUUUGAGAUCAGCAAUGGGGAAAGAAACGGAUAAACACCAGUAAACUAGAUUGAAGUCAGGUUGUUUUGAUAAUGAGAGAAUCAAUCCUUCUCAAAGCGUCUUGGCUUAUGGCAUCCUUCAAGAUUGAAGGCUACCUGCACAAGGACUGGGCCCUGUGAGAAAUCUUGCCAGUGACAUGUGAACUAGCUCGAGAGAUGAAAUAUAACUCUCUGCGUGGACAUUGCUCAAUGAGAGUGAUCCAUGGUAGACGAUCUACCUGGACAAGCCAUAGUUCACAAUUGUUUUUGCGCCUUGCUAUAGCUAGCCCGUACCGAAAGGGACCAUGGGCCGCUCUUAUGAGGUUCAGCUGUCUUCAGACCUAAUAAUAACAUCGUUGGUUCAUAGUAACCCAUGAAAUGUAGGUUGAGCAAGGAAAUUUGCCAAGAUACCAG
Molecule: messenger RNA, 1763 nt
Organism: Fusarium verticillioides 7600
Lineage: Eukaryota; Fungi; Ascomycota; Sordariomycetes; Hypocreales; Nectriaceae
Exons: 5
Coding region: 324-674 (116 amino acids)
Cellular component (GO): cytoplasm; nucleus; ribonucleoprotein complex
Molecular function (GO): mRNA binding
Source: RefSeq, a predicted model, not a curated record